AUGGACAGUUCGCACGCUCAAUUGUUGGAACGGAUCAACGCUCUGGAAGCCCAAUUAUGUUCUCUCUCUCGUGGCUCACAGGAUAGAAAUGCCAGCGAAAAUCGAGAAGCCGGAAACAAUAUUCCAACAGGAAUUAGAAAUCCCCGGAAAUCUCAGAUAGAGGGUCCAGCGCAACAGAAUUUAGAAGACGGGCAGAUUGGCCGGACGAUUGAGGAUGAGAUCACAGUAGAUGAGCUGGCAACGGCCACGUUCGACGAUGAACCACAGAAUAAUGUUGGAUUCUUCGGACCGUCUUCGAAUCACUCUCUAUUUCGUUUCUUUUCAAGACUAUUCGCACAGAUGACACGCCUCUAUGCUCCAACACAGUCACCCGACUGGAAAGAUUGGGUACUGAAUCAACAACAGAGAAAGGAUUCUCCUUCGUCUACCAGAGGUCUAAAACCGGCGCAAUCAGAACAGAAUAUUGUUGGCGAAGAUAUCUAUUCGCUGCCUGCUAAACAGGAAGCCGUUAUCCUUAUAGACAGAUUUUUUGCUACAACUGCGACAGUGUUUCCCUGGAUCAAUAAGUCAGCAUUGCUAUCGCAAUAUCAUCAAGCGCGAGGACAACGUCCACCCCGUUUCCAUCGCGCGUCCCUCGCCUUGCUGAACAUUAUUUGGGCACACGCUUCCAACUCGUCGCAUGCUGCUCGCGCAGAGAGGUUCUAUCAACGGGCGUCAGCUUUACUGGAUUCAAAGACUCUGAGAGGAUCGAGUGUGGAACUAGUGCAAACGCUUCUUUUGAUGGUUAUCUAUCAGCAAAACCACCAGCGGUCAGUGACGAGUUGGACAAUUCACUCGCUUACCGUGAAGGCUGCGUUGCAAAUCGGCCUCCAUUCGCCUGUCGCCAUCGACGAUGUUGGCCAGGAAGAGAGUGCCCUAAGGAGGAGACUGUGGUUUGCAGUUUUCAACAAUGACCGGAUGCUUUCCAUGACACUGGGCCGACCUCGACUUCUCCCGCAGCACCUCGUUCGCAUCGAAAAUACAGAGACUCCGAGCCAAACUGCCCAAGCACGAGGUACUGCUGUCGGGGUCCUUGACAGCAGUGCAUAUAUCAUGUCUUUCACAUCGUCCUGUCACAUCCUAGGAUCAGUAAUCGAGCUUCUCUACGAUGACAAUGUUGAAGGCCCACACCUAUCUGAUGUGUACAAGCUGGUCAGCAAUCGACUUCAGCUAUCAUGCCAGCUGGAAGAAUGGCGUCAAAGCAUCACGUCUUUCGGCGGCCUUGUCUCGCCCUCCGAGCUCAGCCCCGAUCCGCCCAUCAUGCACGACAGUACGCUGCGACUACGGAUUCUUCUGACGAUCCAGUACUAUCGCAUCGCGAUGCUCAUCAAUUAUCCUAUUAUUGCGGCUCUUUUGGACCACUGUGUCAAGAAGACGAACAAUGAACCAGCUUCUGAAUUUCUCCGCGAAGCCGCGACACCAGUCGUCAAGAACGAUUUGCUAGCAGCGAAGGAGCUUUGUCGAAUUCUCCAUACAGUUACCAAACCUGCAGCACUGUUUCUCGAUCCUACUACCGAUUGGUGGACUUGUAACUACACAAGUCUAACGGUGAGCCUACACUUAUUCGGCAUCCUGCUUACGUGUUUGCUCCUCAACGGAAGUCCACCCGAUAUCGAUGUCGCCGACGUCCGAUCCUCCCUAGACCUGAGCCUUGAAACCUUACGGAUGCUCGAGUCGACUAGUCUCAUGAGUCAAAAGUCUCGUCGCUGUCUUGCAAGACUGGUGGAUGCCUUUGAUAAAUUGAGUGUACAGUACAGUGAUGCAAACAAUAAAAAUUGUAUGACUAAAAAUACCAAGCAAGUGUCAGCGUCGCUUCUGGGCCUGCAAGAAGGCGUCAGUAACCCUCCAUCCCAAUUCGCAAAUUUCACGGCCAUUCCUGGUCCGAUAAAGAUCCACAACGUGACGACUGCGGCGCAAUGGGCUUCGGGCCUCGAAUCGCCGAAUCAGAUGUUUCGGGUGAUGUUCUCCCACCACACCGUCAAACCAGUUGCGGAUGUGCUGUACUCGUUAUAUCAAGACUGGAAAAAUGCCGUCGACCAGAUCGCCGAUGUUGAGGGUCUCUAUCCCACAUUUGUGACGAACAUACUGCCGCGAGGCGCGGCACGAGUGGGCAAGACAAACGGAGUCGGCAACGUGUGGGAUCUGGAUGAUAACCAGGCUUGGAUUCUCUGGCAAUUCAGCACCGGCUGGGCGCUGGCACAGGACGACCUCCGAGUUGAAGCUUAG
Messenger RNA from Rasamsonia emersonii CBS 393.64, 2265 nucleotides. RefSeq names its product Regulator protein Gal4. Lineage: Eukaryota; Fungi; Ascomycota; Eurotiomycetes; Eurotiales; Trichocomaceae. The record is from RefSeq and is a predicted model, not a curated record. Gene Ontology annotation, biological process: DNA-templated transcription; positive regulation of transcription from RNA polymerase II promoter by galactose. Gene Ontology annotation, cellular component: nucleus. The transcript has 9 exons. Gene Ontology annotation, molecular function: RNA polymerase II cis-regulatory region sequence-specific DNA binding; DNA-binding transcription factor activity, RNA polymerase II-specific; zinc ion binding. The coding region runs from base 1 to 2265 and encodes 754 amino acids.